CCCGCAUUUUCACUCUUCAUCCCAUCUCUCAUCUCAGAGGAAAAUCCAAUCCAAUCCACCUUAAAAGGGUACUCUAUCCGCGCAAGAGCAGAUCCGUAACUGUUUCUGCUGUGCUAAACAAGGUUUUAAAGAAAUCGGAACAGGAGAGCACUCGUAUUGAGGUUGGCUUUUUUAGGUUUAGUGAGUUCUAUAACAAAAAAUGGUGAGAGCUCCUUGCUGUGAGAAGAUGGGACUGAAGAAAGGUCCAUGGACUGCUGAAGAAGAUCAGAUCCUUGUUAAUUACAUUCAACAAUAUGGCCAUGGCAACUGGAGGGCUCUUCCCAAACAAGCUGGUUUAUUGAGGUGUGGAAAGAGCUGCAGACUCCGAUGGAUAAAUUACCUCAGACCAGAUAUUAAACGAGGAAAUUUCACCAGAGAAGAAGAGGAUACAAUCAUCAAAUUGCAUGAAAUGCUAGGAAACAGAUGGUCGGCGAUUGCAGCGAGAUUACCGGGACGGACAGAUAAUGAAAUAAAAAAUGUAUGGCACACUCAUCUGAAGAAAAGACUGAAACAAAAUCCUGGUACCCCAGAAAUAAAAACAACCUCCAUUGCUAUGAUCUCCAGAGUUGCUCAAGAAUCCAAGCAAGAAUCUGAGUUGGUAACCUUAUCAAAUCUUCCAGGACCUGAGUCGCCUGAGGGCGUAGAAUAUAGAUCCAUUUCGCCGCAGCAGUGCUCUUCCAGUGAAAUCUCAUCGGUGAUCACAGGUGAUGAUGCCAGUCAUAAUAAUAUGUCUUCCAUGAAGGUGGAAGAGUCGGAUGAUUUUCCAGAAAUGGAUGAGAAUUUCUGGUCGGAGGUAUUGUCGAGCGACAACUCAAGCUCGGGAAGUAAUUUUCCGGCGGCGGCACAAUUUCAAAUUCCAUUUUCUACAGUAGGAAAUGCCAUGGAACCUGCAGUCCAAUAUGGCUAUGAUAGCAUGGAUUUUUGGUAUAACCUUUUCACAAAAGCUGGGGAAUCACCAGAAUUACCAGAAAUUUGAAUAACAUGGUUGGAUUUACUUUUUUUCCCCACUCCA
Molecule: messenger RNA, 1051 nt
Organism: Manihot esculenta (cassava)
Lineage: Eukaryota; Viridiplantae; Streptophyta; Magnoliopsida; Malpighiales; Euphorbiaceae
Product: transcription factor MYB30
Exons: 3
Coding region: 200-1015 (271 amino acids)
Source: RefSeq, a predicted model, not a curated record